CUAAAAGAAUUCUUGUUAGUUGCUGAUACAACCAGUCAUCCGAUGAACAACAAAAAAAUGAAUGCAACAAUUCAGAUUUUCUGAUACUCGCUGAAAACAUUCAGCUGUUUAAGAUAUUCUUUUUAUACUCUUUAAUUUGGACUCGCUGAACGGUGAGAAGCCUGUUACUUAUGUCCACACGUGAGAAGUCAUCGGACUGUCACGGACCUCAGCCACGCCAUGAUCAGCAUAUUAAAGAAUCGGGCAGCUUUUCAGUGGGGAAAACGGAUAAUGGACGAAAGAUGAGAAGGAAAACAACCGCAAAACGCCUUCUAAAUAACGCAUGCGAAGGCUAUGAAGAACAACCUCAGCAUGAAGCGAUUGAACAUAGACCAUCGAAGAUAAGACGACAGCUACGCCCUGCCAUAGGCAGGGCAGAAGAGAUCAGACCAUGUGAUGCUGGUCCUUUGAAACUAAUAACAAGGACUUUUGAAACUGAUAACGGAGCAGAACUGACCAUAAGAGACGGUGACCUCACUAUGGAGGUACAGUCAGUUCAACACACUUUACGCACCAAAGAUCAUGAGGUGUUAGGAAAUCUCCAAACCUGCUCCAGAUCAGAACUUAUCGCCAUGGUGUUGAGUAUGCAGCGGGAGACAGACAGCCUCAGGGAGCAAAUAAAGACUCUCACAGCAUGUGGAAGGUUGGCACAAAAUCUUGAAGAGUUGGUCACAAAGAGCGACGGGUGGUUAAACUGCUGCAGUGUAAAUACAACCCCCAGCAUUCCAGGAACACAUGAGGGAAACUUUGCCCCAAGUCAAAUAUCUGGCCCAGAUGUCAAGAAAGAUAAGAGGGUGGAGCGCCAAGGCUCCUCCCAGCAGGGGCGUGGCCAAGAGAGAAACAGCGAGACACUAAGAAGUGAAACGGCGCAUUUCCAAGAGUUUAUCCCUGUGGAGCUGCUGGAGCGCUGUAACACGGGCACCACGGCACAGAAGCUCACCAACGAGCUUCUGCGGGGCCUCUACGACAGGGACCGCCUGGCCUCACACUCCAUCUCCGGUGCCGUUAACACCAAGAGGGGCCAGCCCAAACCAGCACUGCCUGCCAAUGAAAUCCAGGCUAUUCUGAGGGCAGUGCAGCGCUACUUCCCUGGAAAGACAGAUUCUGAAAUUAAGGGCUACAUUCGACAGAAGCUUCAGAAUGAAGCCAAAAGGCUCCGGAAGAAGCCAAACCCAUGUGAGGAGCCAGUGGCUGAGCCUUAGGAGGGUGUGGAUACAGUUAGUCCCAAGAAGAUUGACAUCUCAUUAAAACAGUGCUAUCCCUUGACCACUGAAUGAAUGGAAGAAAAUGAAAUUCUUCUCUUGAAAACUUUCUUUGCUCUGUUCCUAGUUAUUAUUGUUAAUGCAGUUUAUUCUUUGUGAUGUGGAAUGUCUUACAUACAUUGUAAAAUUGUUUCACAUUGACCAAACAAAACUGCUGAUUGCAGCUUCAUGAUAGCUAGAACUGAGGUCAUGGUUUCUCAAGUGUCCAGCACUGUUGGAGGUUGUUUCUUGAUUUUUGGUUAAAAAUACAUGUGCUUGCAUAAUUAUUUAGGCAUAAAACAGCAAAUUAAGCUUUGGUUGUUAUUCGGAAAACAGUGUUGUCCUGUAUAAGAACAGACAUUUUGGCACUUGCUACAUGUAAUAAAAUGAAAUGUUGAAUUACACAUGUAAUGGGAUCAUAAUACUUCAUUUUUAUGUGCUGUAAUUAUACACUCUCUCCCUGUGAAGCCUUAUUUGUGUCAGAUGGUCCAAUUUCAUCUUUCAGCCUAUGAUUGUCCAAUAAAUAGUGAGUUUCACUACUAAACAACAGUAUGGCAUUUUUACAUGAUUUAGGAAACAAGUUUUCUGUUUGCCUGAACCUCAGCUACGUCACAAUACACUUAAAAAUGUAAAAUAUGCUGCUGAUAAGUUUAAUCCCCAUGGCCUUCGUGCUUCAUGAUAUUUAA
Messenger RNA from Electrophorus electricus (electric eel), 1966 nucleotides. Its product is annotated as BEN domain-containing protein 6. Gene Ontology annotation, molecular function: transcription corepressor activity; DNA binding. Lineage: Eukaryota; Metazoa; Chordata; Actinopteri; Gymnotiformes; Gymnotidae. The record is from RefSeq and is a predicted model, not a curated record. Gene Ontology annotation, biological process: negative regulation of Notch signaling pathway; positive regulation of neuron differentiation. Gene Ontology annotation, cellular component: nucleus.